AUGGAGAGGCGGCGACGCGUGGAAAAUACGAUGGGCCGUCAUCGACGAAGUCGUAGCUUCAGCCCCGUGUCUUCGCGUCUACGUUAUCACUUGCGUCGACACCAUAUGCGACCGCCUCCAGGGCCUAGUUCAAUGCACCGACGUCCUCGCUCCCGACGCUCUACGAUCGAACCGGAUUACGACGACAAGAAAAAUAAACGCAGUCGCAGCUUUUCACCUCAUGAUCGACGCUCUACGAGACGAAGAACAGACUCAAGAGCACCACGAGGUCGAUCCCGACCCCGAUCCGAUCGAAGACAUUCCGGCACUCGAUCCCGUUCUGGUUCAAAUGGUAGCCAUCGUCGUCACCGUCGCUACAAUAGUCGGAAGAUGCGAUCAUCACGAAGCAAGAGCCAGGCAAGAGGACGACGUAAUAGUCCCGAGACUAUCGACUACAAUAGUCGGCGUCGCUCAUCACGUGGUAAAAACAAACAACGACGACGUGAUUCGUACCACGAACGGGAACAAGUGCCACUUUUACCGCCUAUUGGACAAAAAGAUGGGAGUGAAGACAGCACGUCACAUGAUGAUACGGUGGGCAGUUAUGCUGGGAAACCUGGAGAAUAUAUUGCAAACCGCUACAAGAUAAUCCGGGAGGCGGGAUUGGGUACAUUUGGUCGAGUACUCGAGUGUCUGGACAAACAACGGAACAUUGUUGUGGCUAUUAAGGUCGUCCGUAAAGUCGACAAGUACACGGAAUCAGCCAAGAUUGAAGCUGCUAUUCUGCAGGAUGUUAACGACAAGGACAAGAACAAUGAGUCGCUCUGUGUCCGUAUGUUCAAAUGGUUUGAGUAUAAAGGUCAUGUGUGCAUGGUGUUUGAACGACUCGGUUGCUCAUUAUACGACUAUCUGAAGAACCACGACUACAAGCCGUUCCCGAUGCACUGCAUCCGCGCCUAUGCGUGGCAACUUUUGACGUCGUUGGAGUUUAUUCACAGCAUCCGGCUUAUUCACACGGACCUCAAGCCUGAAAACAUACUGCUGGUUGAUGACGAAGAGGAGAGACUUUCGUGUGAUUCUUCGUCGCCAUCAUCGACAUCUUCGUUUGGGUCACCCGGUGGCUCGUCAGGACGUGAACAAUGGUCUAACGGACGUCAGUGGAAAAAGCGCGAGCGCGCCAUUUCUGAUGUCGAUACCGGUAGACUGUCGCUGCGUCCUCCAGCAAGCAACGCGGUAAAGUUGAUUGAUUUUGGCGGCGCCACGUACGAAGACGAGUCGAAGAGCUCCAUUAUUAACACGCGUCAGUACCGUUCUCCCGAGGUAAUUCUUGGACUCGGUUGGAGUUAUCCGUCGGAUAUUUGGUCAGCCGGUUGUAUCAUCGCAGAGCUCUACUUAGGUGAACUGCUGUUUGCAACCCACGAGAAUCUGGAGCACCUUGCUCUCAUGGAGCGCUGUAUCGGGCCACUACCUGUCAAAAUGAAGGCUCAAGCAUCGAAGCACUCGGUUUCAUCCAAGUUUUUCCAUCGUGGGCGGCUGAAUUGGCCUGCUGGUUCAUCGAGUGACGAAAGUGUUGAUCACGUACGGAGGAUGCGAUUGCUGGCGGACUUGAUUUCUCGUGAGGAUGCCAAGAGUGGCCUGCUCGAGCUGCUGCAGCUCAUGCUGGUGCUGGACCCCGAAAACCGGGUGACAGCGAAAGAGGCUCUUAACACCCCGUUUUUUGAUGAGUUCUCGUAUCGCAAUAUCGUGCGAGCUGGCCACCGUGAUAGAUCGUAG
Messenger RNA from Peronospora farinosa, 1752 nucleotides. The record is from the annotation of a GenBank genome assembly. Lineage: Eukaryota; Oomycota; Peronosporomycetes; Peronosporales; Peronosporaceae.